AUGUCUUGUGCUCUCGUUUUUCUUUUCACUUUAACUUUCGUUUCUUCAGCCACUGCUGGGUUUCACAGAAUUCCACUUCAUACCGUUGGAAUUAAAGCUCGCGGACUUUACUCAGCCCCCUUGUAUCCCUCGUGUGCAUCCUUACAAUUUCCAUGCGCUGCCGGUUUUCCAUUACUACCAACCGGUUGCGUUAAAUCCGGCAGUUUAUGUCACGGCAGUAAUCUUCAAGCUGCUGGUUGCUAUGAUAAUGCUCUCCAAUACUGCACGAAUUGUCAAAAUCAAUGCGAAAAUUGCAACUACGGUCAAGAUUCUUUUUCGGUUUUGACGCGCAGAGCGCCAUUGUACUUGAAUCAAUGCGAUGAAUGUCAAAAAACGCAUCAAAUGGAAGGAUGUGCGAAUAAUGCGCUUGAACAAUGUUGUAAUAAACAAGGCGAAGUACAGAAUUGUAAUUGUUAUGAACAGUCUUACAGUAAUAUUGCAAAGAGAACAUUUCCUAUGGCCACUUCAAUUACCGCUCCCUGCGAAUGUGCAUCAGCACCAUGCGAAUGUGGAAUGGUAGGCGUGGCACCCGCAAUUUCACCAUGCGAAUGUGGGAUGGUAGGCGUGGCACCCGCAAUUUCACCAUGCGAAUGUGGGAUGGUAGGCGUGGCACCCGCAAUUUCACCAUGCGAAUGUGGAAUGGUAGGCGUGGCACCCGCAAUUUCACCAUGCGAAUGUGGAAUAGUAGGCACGGCGCCCGCAAUUCCACCAUGCGGAUGUGCUACUUCACCAAAUGUAGUCGAUGCAAAACUUUGUUCCUCAAAUGAAUAUCAACAAGCCGGUUGUGAAAAUCAUGAUUGUCAAAAGUCCACAAAUCAAGCAAAUGAAGAACAGUGUUGUAAUCAACAAGAACAUUCCUAUAGCCUCGUCACUAAACGUACACCAUUGAUAUUAUCGCAAACUAACGAAUGCCAAGAUCAACUCGCAAAAGCUUUUUGUGGCGGCGAAGAACUUGCACAGUGUUCUGAUAACCAAAUUCAAGCAGCCUAUUCUGAAGAAUGUGAAAAGGCGUAUAAUCAAAUUGUGUAA
Messenger RNA from Ambispora leptoticha, 1068 nucleotides. NCBI's taxonomy places the organism in Eukaryota, Fungi, Glomeromycota, Glomeromycetes, Archaeosporales, Ambisporaceae. The record is from the annotation of a GenBank genome assembly.